CCUAUAGGCCAAUUACACAAAAGUGCAGAUGUGGUCACUUUUCUAUAUAUAAAGUUGGAAUUCCCUCAAUUUUAACAUCUCAGAAACAAGUUAAAGGUUGCUUUUUCAAAAGAGUUUAUUUAACUUGUUUAUUUAUCGUUCUCUUUUUUUUGAAUACACAUUUUUUGUAAAGCUAAAUAACAAUGGCUGAAGAAGAACAUCAAAUCGACUUUGAAGGUGGUGAAGCCGGCGCCUCCUUGACCUUCCCUACUCAAUGCUCUUCUUUGCGUAAGAACGGUCACGUUGUCAUCAAGGGCCGCCCUUGCAAGAUUGUGGAAAUGUCCACCUCCAAAACUGGUAAGCACGGUCACGCUAAGGUCAACAUUGUCGCUGUUGAUAUCUUUACCGGCCGUAAGUACGAAGAUGUAUCUCCUUCCACCCACAACAUGGAAGUUCCCGUUGUUAAGCGUGAUGACUACCAAUUGGUCCACAUUGACGAUGGCUUCUUGUCUCUCAUGACUUCUGACGGCAGCACCAAGGAUGAUGUUCGUAUUCCUGAGGGUGAAAUUGGCCAACAAAUCGAAGAAGGCUUCGAGGAGGGCAAGGAUUUGAUUGUCUCUGUCGUCUCUGCCAUGGGUGAUGAAAUUCCUCUCAGUGUUCGUGAGGCUCCCUCCAGCUCUUAAACUGGACAUCACCGUGUAUGCGUAGUGGAUGCAAAGCUACCGUCAAAUUGUAUAUGUUACCAUGUAGGUAAUGCCGAUAGAAGGGUAGACGAUUCCUUUGCAUGUCAUCCAAGGAGUAUGACUUUGGAGGUGGAUGUUUCCAUCUUUUUUAGUUGUUGACGCUCAUACAUGUUUCUUGUUAUUACGAAUUUCUUAAUGGAUGGAUAGGUCAAAUAAAAAUGGAAUCACAUACGUUAGAUGAUGAGCAUAAUGAAUCAUUGUAAUAUUAAAGUAGAAUGUUG
Molecule: messenger RNA, 943 nt
Organism: Schizosaccharomyces cryophilus OY26
Lineage: Eukaryota; Fungi; Ascomycota; Schizosaccharomycetes; Schizosaccharomycetales; Schizosaccharomycetaceae
Product: translation elongation factor eIF5A
Exons: 1
Coding region: 183-662 (159 amino acids)
Biological process (GO): positive regulation of translational elongation; positive regulation of translational termination
Molecular function (GO): ribosome binding; translation elongation factor activity; RNA binding
Source: RefSeq, a predicted model, not a curated record